Molecule: messenger RNA, 4525 nt
Organism: Equus caballus (horse)
Lineage: Eukaryota; Metazoa; Chordata; Mammalia; Perissodactyla; Equidae
Source: RefSeq, a predicted model, not a curated record
AUGGAGGCUUAGGCCCAGAACUCUGGGUAGGGGGGCAUCCCCAAGGCAGAUCCCCAGGGAGCCAACAGGGACCAGGAGGAGAGGCCCAAGGCAGAGUUGAGGCCCUCGGAAGAGGACAAAGCCAAGAGACACCUGUCUCAGGAAGGAGAUGUGCGUGGAGGGACAGCGGGUGGCAGGACGACUACCCCGGGUGGGGGCUCCCCGAGCUGGGGCCUUGGUGUGAGCUCCAGCCCAGGGACUCUUCAGAGUGAGGGAACUGGACCCCUGGUGUAAGAGCGGUGUGCCUCCACCUCCUCUCAGGACCCUGACCUGUUGCAGGCUGGGGAGGACCCCUGUCAGUGCCCAGCGGGUGCCAGGGCCUCCAACCAUAACUCCUGUCUGAUGUGGCAUCACAGAGCAUCCCCUGGGGAGAAGCCCCCAGUAUGUGACCACUGUGGAGGCCAAGCGCCGCUCUGGAGCUCCCCUCAGGCUCAGCUGUGUGCGGUCCACACAGACUAUCCACCCUGUGAACAGCGCACAGAUGCCCAAACCUUCCCUAGGACCCCGAAGCCGACCCCCCUCCAGCAGAGACCCUUGGUGGAGCGUGUGUGCCGCUGCGGCAAGGUCUUUGCCUGGAGGGCCCCACUAGCCCCGCAGGAGCUGAUGCAGGAGGCCAAGGAGUGCCGCCCGUGUGCCGGGUGCAGAAAGCGCUUCGGCCCCAACGAGCAGCAGCAGGUGGGCGAGGGCCCCUCGAUGUGUCCCCAGGGCGGCCAGGCCUCGAGUCCUCGCCCCAGGGCCCUGGCCCAGCGGCUGUACGCGUGCGAUGAGUGUGGCAGGGCCUUCACGCGCACGUCGAGCCUGCUGCAGCACGAGCGCAUCUACACGGGCGAGCGGCCCUACGAGUGCUGCGAGUGCGACCAGGCCUUUGUGCGCUGCUUCGGCCUCUACCGCCACCGGAGGACGCACUCGGCCGAGCGCCGCGGCCCGGCGCGGAGGGCCUUCCUGCUGGGGUGUCCGCCCUGCGGCGACUGUGGUGAGGGGGCCCCGCGGCCCCCACGGGCGCCCGUGGCCGGGGAGAAGCUGUACGAGUGCGCCGAGUGCGCCAAGCCCUUCGGCCUGUUCUCGCACCUCGUGGAGCACCGACGCGUGCACAAGGGCAAGAAGCCGUACACGUGCCCCGAGUGCAGCAAGGCCUUCAACCAGCGCUCGAACCUGAGCCGGCACCAGCGCACGCACAGCAGCGCCAAGCCCUAUGCGUGCGCGCUGUGCGAGAAGGCCUUCAAGGGCCGCUUGGGGCUGCUGCAGCACCAGCGCGCGCACACGGACCAGCGGCCCUACGGCUGCCCCAAGUGCGGUAAGGACUUCGAGCUGCGCCAACACGAGCGCCUGCCCUCAGGCGAGAGGCCCUUCAUUUGUGCCGCCUGUGGCAAAGCCUUCGUGUGCAACUGCAGCCUGGUCCCCCACCGGCGCACGCACACGGGCGAGUGGCCCUACGCGUGCAGCGAGUGUGGCCGUGCAUUCAGCCAGGGCUCCAACCUCAACGAGCACCGGAGGCGGCACGCGGGCGGCGGGGCACCUCUCCCGCGAACCUCUCCGACGUGUUGAGCGCUAUUAAACCUCACUCUGUACGCACCGCGUCCACCAGUUCCCGCACACUGGAGUGCCACUCGACCCUCUCCAACCGGGCGCAUAGCAUCCGAUUCAGGCGGGAUGGAGCACUGACGUGCCCCAGAGGCUGGGUCACUAUCGCAGGAGUCUGUCCCUCUGCGUCCCGCGGGAGGCACUACCGCGCCCGCUGGGACGUGGGGAAGCGAGAUAAAGUGACUCCCCAGGGGCACAGCCAGAACAUGGAGGAGAUAUGGUUCGAACCCAGGACCUCUCCCUGCCCCUUCCUGGGGGCUUCAGUAGCCCUUGGUGGCCUCAGGCGUUUGCACACCCUCUAGUGUAGCUGGGCCCCCGCCUCCUCCCUGAGAUCUUGGAGAUGCCUCCCUGGGCUUUGGGAGAGAGACUUUUCACGCCGCCUGACCCUCACGGAGGCCAACGGCCUGAGCUUGAGGGGCGGGGCCUCAGCCUGCCCGACCCCUGGGCGGCUAUGUAGUCGUCACAGAGCGGGGGAGCCCCCCUUGUGGGGGAGGUGAGAUUCCAGGGCAGCCUUGGCCUGGUCUGUGAUUGGCAGAUGGGGGCGUCCUCAUGUUAUGUCCAAGCCAUGUGGUUCUGCCCGCGCUGGUCUCUUGGCAGGAGUCCAGGUUAGACUCUGCGGCGUGGGGGGCAUCAAGGAAGGAGACCCAGAGGUGCGGCCACAACUCCUAGGAGGGAAUCCGGGGCAGACCUGGAACAGCAUGUUUCUCUCCUACCUGUAUGUUUGGUUUUAUAUGUAUGUGAUUCCAAUUUCCCCCAUUCCAUCCUCCACAUGUCCCAAAGUGACAUUCACACGGCUCUCCACUCCAGAAGCCAAUAUUUGCACUUACUACAGGCCAGGCACCAUGCUCGGCACUCUGCCCUUAAUCGCCCCAUUUGAUCUGCGCCCUAACUGGGAGGGCAGGGACGCCUCUCCCCCCAAAUCACGGAGGCCACGUGGCCCAGCCAGAGGCGCCUAGAGGGAGGGCAGAGCUGGCUUCAGCACCAAGUCCUUCAGAGUCUGGGCCUCGAUGCUUCCAAUGGGGUUCCCAAGCGUGGCCUUGGAUUCUGCAGCAAAGCCCCGGCAAGCCACCCUUCACUCUGUGUCUCCCAUUCCUGAGCUCCUGUCUCUUGGGAAGGGGAAGAUGCAAAGGCCUCUUGGGGUAACAAAGCUGUUGGCUCUCCAUUCUUGGGCAUGGCCUGCAGGACACCAUUGCAGCCGUUUAUUGUGUACCUGGCCCAGGUGAUCCUCAUGAUGCUGUGCGGAUGGGUGCCGUCCCAUGUCCCAGAUGUAGGAGGCUCUCCAUGGGGUGGGGACUGCAUGCUUCAUCUGUCCUUGCCAAGUUCACACCAUGAAAAGCCCCUCCUGAGGACAGAGAGGGAGUCAGAUGGGUGCUCAAAACUCCCAGCUCAGGCCACAGGGAAGAGGUCAGCGUGGAAAACCAGUCCCAGCAGCCCCGUGGGAAUUCACCCUGGGAGAGUCUUACCUAAUAGUGUCCUCUGCUUUCAACAGCCCCCACAGGCCCAGGUCUUGGUUAAUCCAGGACUCACUCACCCAGGGCUUAAAUCCCCCUUCUCUGGGGAAAACCAUCCUCCCUGAGGCAGGCCCAGCCCAGAGUCCUCUCUCCAGGUGGUCUCCUUGAAGCCUUCCCCAGCCUUGAGAUGAGGGAGAGCGGUCCCUUCCCUACCCACAGGGUAGGACCCAGUCACCCAGUACUCUUUCCACAGAAAUCUCCCAAGACACAGCUCUCCUGGCCACUUCGCCUCCACCCUGGGAUGGGGGCUAAAGUCACAAAGUUGGCGCUCACCAGCCUCUUUGCAAGUCCUGCAGAAAUGAAAACACAGGCCCCGACCGUUCUAUGCUCAGCAUUUUGGGACCCAUUUUAACUUUCUCGUAUACUGGUGAACGUCAGCAAAGUCAUGCUGGGCAGACACCCUGGGCAAUGCAGGAAUGUGAGGAAGGCUACAGCCUCCACCACGUUUUACACCUGAGAGCUCAUUCCAGAGAGCAGCGCUGUGGGGCCAGUAUGGGAGGUCAUUCCAGAGACAGUGGAAGUCUCUCCCUCUCACGCAGCCAGUGUGGGAGCACCUCAGGCAAAAAUGGAACCUUUUUUCUCACAUCGUGGGUUCAGGCAGCUGGCCCAGCCUGGUUGGACCCAGACAGAAGCCUGAUGUGCUCUAACCUGGCUGGGCUGCCUGUUGGGUGGAGGAGACUGCCGAGGGGUCAGGGUAGGGGUGAGGUGGGCCAGGAAGACAGACACAGCCAGGGUUUGGGUCUGAUGGUCACCUCAAGCCUCCUGGGGUGGAGGAAGUUCACAUCCAGUGUUUCCACAAGUGGCCAGGGCCAUCUUCAUCCUCACAAACAGGUGUCCCCACCUCCCUGGUGCUUGGCGACCCCAGUGUGGAGCAAGGAGGUGAGGGUGAGGCCCUGGAGCUGCCCUGUGUGGAGAGGGAGAUGGAGGCCCCGAGCGGGGCUGGUGCGGGUGAGGAGGGCCGCGCUUGAGCCUUUGCACAGUCCUGGCACCCACACUCCCACCUACAGCACCUCCUGCAGGGUCAGGUGUGGGGAUGUGUGAGUGGCACCAUCUCGGCCUGCAUAGAGGUCUUGCAGCCUGCCCCAUCCCAGGCCGGGCUACCAACACCCAACAGGGCUGGCAUCUGACUCAGAGUCAGCCUCAGAUGCUUCCUCUAGGGGGAAAUUGGAGCAUCUGCAGCCCCACCUGCCUGGUUUCCCUGUUCCAGGCUGAAGAGGGGACACCGGCCUCCAAGGCCAACUCAGAGAAAGUUGGGGGUGGUGGCCUGCUGUCCCUCCAUCCAGCCGGCCCUUGCCCCGGGUCCCCCACGAUCCAGUCUCUCCUGGAACCCGCGGGCCCCUCUGCUCCACUCUUUAGUGUUUUUUGGGUUCUCUCAGACAUUUGCUUUCUCUCCC